ACUUCUUGAACUAAUUUCGAUUUGGUGUAACGCCAUCUGGACCGAAAAUGGUGUCAUCAAAAUAUUCAGGCAGUAGACUUCUAGAUCCUUUUGCAUCAUUUGUCGGUCUUCCAUUAGACCAGGUUAAUAUUGUGUGAUCUUUCGAUAAAAAGUUAUUUUAUGAACAAAAUUUCUGUUUGUUUAUUUGUAUUUUUGAAGUGAGCGAUAAUCGGUAAUUUUGUAUUCAUAACAGACGAACUAUAUAGUCAGUCAAUUGUUCGCUUUGGGCUUCGCUUUCUUUUACAGAGGAAAGCUCCAUCCAUCUAGAGUGUCCCCAACAACCCGCCAUGUAAUUUCUUUGUCGGUUGGGCUUGUCCUGGGUAUCUUCUGUUUCGGGAGGUUCAGUUUUAUUUAUAUGAUUAAUUGUAGAAACUUUAUCAUGUAAUAUUUCCAGUCAAAUUUAUCAUUUGCUUUUUCAAUCGGGGCUGUGUUAUGCUGUAUUAUUGCUUCUCCCCAUAUCAUUUAGUUACAUGUAAGUAAUGUUAACUAUUCUAUUCGUGAAUAUUAAAUAAUGGAAAUUUUUUUUAAUAACAGCGUUGUAUUUGCAAUAGCUAUCGGGUAUCUUUCCCUGAUGCAUAUUUACAACAUGUACUAUGAUUAUGGCGCCUAUACAUUGGAUAUAACUGGACCUUUAAUGAUUUGCACUCAGAAAGUGACGUCCCUAGCUUUUAGUGCCUACGACGGCGUGUUCAGAGUAAGGAAGAAAGAAAGGCUGAGUGACGAUCAAAGACUUAUGGCCAUUAACAAACUUCCGUCAUUUCUGGAAUUUUUUAGUUAUAUUUUCAGCUUUCACGGUAUUUUGCUUGGACCAAUGUGCUUCUACAGAGAUUAUGCCGUUUUUGUCGAAGGGAAACAAUAUACGCAGAAAACUGAGUCCAGUGAUGUAAUAAAGAUUGAAAAGGAACCCUCUCCUAAUAGAGUUGUAGUGAAAAAUGUAAUUCUGGCUUUUACCUGUAUUGGUAUCACAAUGUCAUUGGCUUCCUGGUACCCUAAAACUUUAAUGGUGGAUGAGAAUUUUGUCAUAAAUCAUAAUUUUGUUUAUCGAACGUUAAUCUGUAUAUUGGUCGUAUUUUUGGCUAGAUCGAAAUAUUAUUUUGGUUGGAAACUAGGAGAAGCGACAAAUAACGCUGCAGGAUUAGGCUUUAACGGUUAUGAUGAAAAGAACAAUGCCAAGUGGAACCUAAUCGAAAACGUCAAUAUACCAGCUAUUGAAUUUGCAACUAGUUUUCGCGAUAUUAUAAAUAACUGGAAUAUACAAACUGCAAUCUGGCUUAGAAGAAUUUGCUACGAUAGAUUAAAAGGCGUUUACAGAACAUACGCUACUUAUACAUUAAGCGCAAUUUGGCAUGGAUUUUAUCCUGGCUAUUAUUUCACGUUUUUAGGAGGAGCCUUAACGACCAACGCCGCAAGAACACUAAGAAGGAUAAUUAGGCCUUUAAUGUUAUCCCCACCUUGGUUGAAGAAAUCCUACGAUGUGGUUACGUGGUUUUUCAGUCAUUUAGCUUUAGCUUAUUUCAUUGUACCUUUCACUUUACUGGACAUGAAAAGAGUAUACUAUUUCUACACUUAUAAUCAAUAUUGGUGGAUGCAUCUAGUCGUCAUAGGCAUUCUAUUAUUGCCGUUUGUAUGGAAACCAAAAAUCGAAGCAAAGUCAGAGAAAGUGAAGAAGCAUAACGAUUAG
Messenger RNA from Dimorphilus gyrociliatus, 1720 nucleotides. The record is from the annotation of a GenBank genome assembly. NCBI's taxonomy places the organism in Eukaryota, Metazoa, Annelida, Polychaeta, Dinophilidae.